Molecule: messenger RNA, 1530 nt
Organism: Ophidiomyces ophidiicola
Lineage: Eukaryota; Fungi; Ascomycota; Eurotiomycetes; Onygenales; Onygenaceae
Gene: CHL4
Product: chromosome loss- protein
Exons: 1
Coding region: 1-1530 (509 amino acids)
Biological process (GO): chromosome segregation; CENP-A containing chromatin assembly
Source: RefSeq, a predicted model, not a curated record
AUGGCGCGUCGCUCUGCUGUCCUUGCGCCGUCGGCCGCCAGUCUCCCUGAUACCUUUCGCGUUCCCGCAAGCACCUCUGCCCUGGUCAAGUCCCUUUCCCGGCUGUCUCGGAGCUCCCUCAUCGCCCUCGUCCUGCAAUGGCUCGACGACAAGCACCUGCCGACGUGCCGCCCGUACUUGAGCAGUGAUGCCAAAAGGAGAACUGCGCGGUCGGUCGGAGAGGAUGCCGACGAUGUCAGUUUGUACGACACGGCCGACUCCAUCGAGGAGCUGAGAGAUGUAUACGCGGAGCUCCUGGAGCGCAAAGGCGGCAAGAGGGAGGUGGUGGAUCGCAUAUUGGACGGAGACUGGAGGCAUGGCCUAACGCUGCGCCAGCUUGCUAUGGCAGACAUCCGCUAUAUCGAGGACCACUCCUCCGCAAGCCACCGGUGGACUGCGCUGCAGCUUGUUCUGCAAGGCGGCGCAGAUGAAUCAAAGCACGCGACCGCCGAGAAUAGCGCUCCGCUCCCGCGAUUCAACGGCCCGACAUUUCUCAAGUUAAUUCAAAACGAGAUAUCGCCGCUUGUCAAGGCUCAUUACUAUAUAUCUCGCUCUGCAACCUUGCCAUUGACCUUCGUGCGCAUUUUCGUCAUCGAUUCACCCUAUCAAUACCCCAGACAAACACCCCACGCCUUCACCGAUGCCUCCCGAAUAAUAUACCUCGUGUUCCCCGAUAGCUCGCCCUUUAUAUACUCGUCAUUAUUUUCGAUCCCCGCAGUGCGCAACGCCUCCACGCCCGCCCGCUCACACACCACGGACGUCAAAACGCUGCGACGAAUAGUCAUCGACGCCAUACCCAAAGCGUUAUCGCGCCCACAGCAACGAUACACACUGCGACUGACGUCCCUCACGACCAAGAACCUACACACGCUGCUCUCCCUCCGCGGGCCGUGGCGGAGCAACGCGGCGAACGGCGCUUUUAGCAUCUUCGCCGACGCGGUGGCCGAACAGGGGCCUCUUGAUCCCCGGCCGCCGGAAUCCGUCGCCGUGGGCGACGCGGAAACCCAAACGGCCGAGAAGGAGAAUAUCCCCCAGCAGUCGGCGACGACGGCGAAAAGGAGGACGCGACGGCAGUCCGACCUAGACGACAUCGAGCCGGAACUGUUACUGAAACGACAGAAGACGGUGAUCUCCCGCUUUGGAACCACCGACUCGUCCCGCCAGCCCCUCACGCUCUCCUCAUCCUCGGCGACAGCUUCUACUACUGCUGCUGCUACCAGCAACAGCAACCCAACCCUCGAAAAACUCGAAAUCCGCCUUCAAGACCCCAUCUCUACCACCGGCACAUCAUCCCCUGGUCCUCUCACCGCGUCGCCACAACCCACGCUUACGCUCACGUUCUCUGGAUCAGAUGUGAUAUCCGGUCUGCGCAAGCUGGCGGAGAUGGGGGUGAUUGAUGCGGCGAGGAUGCCGGCGUGGAUGACGGGUGAAGAAGGUGUUAGCUCGGCUGCGGUUAAGGGUGGGAAGCGGGUGGUGGAGGAUACUUUGUGA